This is a messenger RNA of Urocitellus parryii (Arctic ground squirrel), 5331 nucleotides long. Lineage: Eukaryota; Metazoa; Chordata; Mammalia; Rodentia; Sciuridae. The record is from RefSeq and is a predicted model, not a curated record.
UUUUUUCUAAACUGAGCCACUUAGCCCUCUUAUUCUGUCCUGAGUAAGAAAGCAGCUGCCGAGCAUCAACGGAGUCCCGAUGAGCCAGCGCCGCGGAGCCACUUAGUCUCCCGGGACCCAGCGUCUGAGGAGCCGCAAGCAUGCACCCUGGGUUGUGGCUGCUUCUGGUUUCCUUUUGCCUGGUAGAAGAACUGGCAGAAGCGGGAGAGAAGAACUCCUAUGGAAAGCCAUGCGGGGGCCAAGACUGCAGUGGGACCUGUAAAUGUUCUCCUGAGAAGGGAGCGAGAGGGGGACCUGGACCAAUUGGAUUUCAAGGUCCCACAGGUCCUGAAGGCUUUGCUGGCCCUACUGGUUUAUCAGGAUUGAAAGGGGAAAAGGGCUCCCCAGGCCCUCUGGGACCAUAUGGACCAAAAGGAGAUAAGGGUCCCAUGGGAGUUCCUGGCUUUCUUGGCAUCAAUGGAAUUCCGGGCCACCCUGGACAGCCAGGCCCCAGAGGUCCACCUGGCCUAGAUGGCUGUAAUGGAACUAGAGGAGCUGUUGGAUUUCCAGGCCCUGAUGGCUAUCCUGGGAUUCUUGGACCACCUGGGCUCCCUGGUCAGAAAGGCUCAAAAGGGGAACCUAUUCCUUCUCCAGGAAGUUUCGCAGGAAUGAAGGGGGAUCCUGGACUACCUGGACUGGAUGGAAUCCCUGGCCCACGUGGACCACGUGGAUCUCCUGGAGAUUCAGGAUCCAUAGGACCACCAGGAUUACAAGGUCCUCCAGGCCCCCCUGGUUUCCCUGGUCUUGAUGGAAAUAUGGGGUUAGGUUUCCAAGGAGAGAAAGGAGUCAAGGGGGAUGUUGGCCUCCCUGGCCCCGCAGGACCACCACCAUCUACUGGAGAACUAGAAUUCAUGGGAUUCCCCAAAGGGAAGAAAGGAUCCAAGGGUGAACCAGGGCCUCCAGGCUUCCCAGGCGUGAGUGGCCCUCCAGGGUUCCCGGAACUUGGAUCUAUUGGUGAAAAGGGAGAAAAGGGAAUCCCUGGUUUGCCAGGACCUAGGGGUCCUAUUGGUUUAGAAGGAGUCCCAGGUCCUCCAGGGACACAGGGCAUGAUGGGGCCUCCAGGUUUUCCUGGGCUGAAUGGAUUUCCAGGAAUUAAGGGUGAAAAGGGUGGCAUUGGCCUGCCAGGCCCAGACAUCGAUGAAGGUGGUGCUGUGAUCUCAGGUUAUCCUGGGGACCCUGGUAUACCAGGCCUCCCAGGCCUUAAAGGAGAUGAAGGCAUCCAGGGCCAGCGUGGCCCUUCUGGCCCCCCUGGUCUCCCAGCCUUAACAGGCAUACCAGGUGCCCUAGGACCUCAAGGAUUUCCAGGCCUGAAAGGAGACCAAGGAAACCCAGGCCCCACCACAGUUGGCCUUCCUGGAAGAAUUGGUUUCCCAGGCCUACCAGGCCCACCAGGCCCACCAGGCCCACCUGGUUCACCAUUUAAGACUGGAACCUUAUAUGGCCUAGAACCAGGGUUCCCUGGUCUCCGAGGAGAACGAGGUCCAAAAGGAAGCCCAGGUUUCAAAGGAGUAAAAGGGGACUCGGGAUUUUGUGCUUGUGAUGGUGGUGUCCCCAAUACUGGCCCACCCGGAGAACCAGGUCUGCCUGGGCCACAAGGUCUCAUGGGCCUUCCAGGCCUUAAAGGAACCAGAGGAGAUCCAGGCUCAGGGGGCACACAAGGCCCAGCAGGGGCUCCAGGAUUAUUUGGGCCUCCAGGUCUUGUAGGCCCCAAAGGAAAGAAGGGUGAACCAACUCUCAGUACAGGAUCUGGCAUGCCAGGGGAGAAAGGUGAUCCUGGCCCCCAAGGGUUCCCUGGUCUAACAGGAGCCCCAGGCAAGGAUGGAGUACCAGGUUUACCAGGUCUGCCAGGCCUUCGGGGUGAUGGUGGACAGGGCUUCCCAGGUGAAAAGGGGUUCCCAGGACUUCCUGGUGAAAAAGGCCAUCAUGGUCCAAUUGGCCCUCCAGGACUUGGGCUACCAGGACUUCCUGGACCCCGUGGGCUUCCUGGAGAUAAAGGAAUAGAUGGAUUGCCAGGGCAAAAAGGCCUCCGAGGACCUCCAGGUGAUUGCUGCUGCAGGGAAAAGGUUGGUAAAGGAGACUUAGACACAGAGGGAGGAAUUACCUUGCCUUGUAUUAUUCCUGGAUCAUACGGUCCAUCAGGAUUCCCAGGAGCUCCCGGAUUCCCAGGCCCUAAAGGGGCCCGUGGCCUCCCUGGGACUGCAGGUCAGCCUGGAUCUCGUGGAAAAAAAGGAGAGCCUGGAAAUCCAGGAUUAGUUCACCUCCCUGAAUUGCCAGGAUUUCCUGGAUCUCGUGGAGAGAAGGGCUUGCCUGGAUUUCCUGGGAUUCCUGGAAAAGAUGGCUUGCCUGGGAAGGCUGGAAGUCCAGGUUUACCAGGUUCCAAGGGAGCCCCUGGUGACAUCUUUGGUGCUGAAAACGGUGUUCCAGGGGAGCAAGGCCUACAAGGAUUGCCAGGGGACAGAGGAUUUCUUGGAGACUCUGGCCUUCCAGGACCCAAGGGUUUGCAUGGAAAGUCUGGCCUGCUAGGCCCCAAAGGUGAGCGGGGCAGCCCUGGAACACCAGGACAAGUGGGAAAGCCAGGCCCCCCAGGGUCUGUUGGUUCAUAUGGCAUCAAGGGCGAAUCUGGAGUCCCAGGAGCACCAGGUCUUCCAGGAACUUCAGGACAUCCUGGAAAGAAAGGUCAAAAAGGCGAGAAAGGUUACUCUGGAUCAACUAGAAAAAGAGGUUUACCUGGGAUAAAAGGCCUUCCUGGAUCUCCGGGGCUAACUGGCUUCUUAGGGAGCCCAGGUUUGCCAGGAGUCACUGGAUUGCCAGGCCUCCCAGGCCCAAAGGGUGAGAAGGGGUCCACUGGACUGGUAGGUUUUCCGGGCAUUCCGGGUCUCCCUGGUAUUCCUGGUGCAAGUGGAUUAAAGGGGAUUCCUGGGUCAGCCGGAAAAGUGGGAACAUCUGGACAGGCUGGGAUUCCUGGUGAAAAAGGAGACAGAGGCGAUCCGGGUCCAGUUGGAGUACCCAGUCCAAGACCUCCAAUGCUGAACCUAUGGUUCAAAGGAGACAAAGGCUCUCAGGGCUCAGCUGGAUCAAAUGGAUUUCCUGGGCCCAGAGGUGACAAAGGUGAGGCUGGCCGUCCAGGGUCACCAGGCCUGCCUGGAGCUCCUGGUUUCCCCAGCACUAUCAAAGGACUUACUGGGAUGCCAGGCCCACCUGGAUCCAUGGGCCUACGGGGCUUACCUGGCCUGAAAGGGUCCCCAGGGAUCACAGGUUUCCCAGGAAUGCCAGGAGAAAGUGGUUCACAAGGUCUCAUUGGGGCUCCUGGACUCCCAGGAGCAUUUGGUCUCCCAGGCUCAAAAGGAGAUCAGGGCCAGACAUUUGAAAUUUCUGGUAUCCCAGGACCCAAGGGCCAGCCUGGUGAAUCAGGUUUUAAAGGUGUGAAAGGAAAAGGUGGACUGGUUGGUGAUAUAGGUUUUCCUGGAAACAAGGGUGAUCAUGGAAAAGUUGGUAUUCCUGGAGAUGUUGGUCUUCCUGGCUCCCCAGGACUUCCAGGGAUUGCAGGUAUGAGAGGAGACCCAGGACUUCCAGGUUCCUCUGGUCAUCCAGGGACAACUGGGCUUCCAGGACCCUCUGGCUUAAUAGGACCUAAAGGAUUGCCUGGACCUCUUGGUUUACAUGGCCUAAAUGGGCUUCCAGGCACCAAGGGGACCCAUGGAACUCCAGGAGCCAGUAUUACUGGUGUGCCUGGGCCUGCUGGCCUUCCUGGUCCCAAAGGGGAAAAAGGAACACCAGGAAUUGUCAUUGGAGCUCCAGGGAAACCAGGCCCAAGAGGACAAAAAGGUGGCAGAGGUUUCCCAGGUCUCCAAGGCCCUGCUGGUUUCCCUGGUGCCCCAGGCAUCUCCUUGCCCUCAGUCAUGACAGGACAGCCUGGUGACCCUGGACCACCAGGCCUAGAUGGAGAACGAGGUCGCCCAGGCCCUCAUGGGCCCCCAGGCCCCUCUGGGCCAUCGUCGGAUCAAGGUGACCCUGGAGACCCUGGCUUCCCUGGAAUUUCUGGCCUUCUUGGGCCCAAGGGACACCAAGGAAUUUCAGGUUUCCCUGGGCUCCCUGGAGAACUAGGACUGAAAGGCAUGAGAGGUGAGCCUGGCUUCAUGGGGACUCCAGGCAAGAUUGGGCCACCUGGAGAUCCAGGAUUCCCUGGGAUAAAGGGGAAGGCAGGGCCAAGAGGCUUCUCCGGUCCCCAAGGUGCUCCUGGACAAACACCCAUUGCAGAAGCUGUCCAAGUUCCGCCUGGACCCUUGGGUCUUCCAGGCAUUGAUGGCAUCCCUGGUCUCCCAGGGGACCCUGGCAUUCAAGGCCCUGUUGGUCUUCAAGGCUUCAAAGGUUUACCUGGCAUUCCUGGCAAAGAUGGGCCCAGCGGGCUUCCAGGCCCACCGGGGGCCCUUGGUGAUCCUGGUCUCCCUGGACUGCAAGGCCCUCCAGGAUUUGAAGGAGCUCCAGGGAAGCAAGGCACCUUUGGGAGGCCUGGAAUACCCGGGCACAGCGUGAGAGUGGGCUACACAUUGGUGAAGCACAGCCAGUCGGAACAGGUUCCCCUGUGCCCCACUGGGAUGAGCCAACUGUGGGUGGGUUACAGCUUGCUGUUCGUGGAGGGGCAGGAGAAAGCCCACAAUCAGGACCUUGGUUUUGCUGGCUCCUGCCUGCCUCGCUUCAGCACCAUGCCCUUCAUCUACUGCAACAUCAAUGAAGUGUGUCACUAUGCUAGGCGCAAUGAUAAAUCCUACUGGCUCUCUACCACUGCCCCCAUUCCCAUGAUGCCUGUUGGCCAGACCCAGAUUCCCCAGUACAUCAGCCGCUGCUCUGUGUGUGAGGCUCCUUCUCAAGCCAUUGCCGUGCACAGCCAGGACAUCACCAUCCCACAGUGUCCCCUGGGCUGGCGCAGCCUCUGGAUUGGGUACUCAUUCCUCAUGCACACUGCUGCUGGGGCGGAGGGUGGAGGCCAGUCCCUGGUCUCCCCUGGCUCCUGCCUCGAGGAUUUUCGGGCCACUCCCUUCAUCGAGUGCAGUGGUGCCCGAGGCACCUGCCACUACUUUGCCAACAAGUACAGUUUCUGGUUGACGACAGUGGAAGAAAGGCAGCAGUUUAAGGAGGAGCCAGUGUCUGAAACACUGAAAGCUGGCCAGCUCCAUACCCGGGUCAGCCGCUGCCAGGUGUGUAUGAAAAGACUGUAGGGUGGCAUCUGCCAUUCUGCCCCUUGCCCUCUCUACCCCUUCACAAUGGCCACCUCACAAACCUGAACAGUCUGAA